UUCGUCAACGGGCGGCCGCUGCCCAACGCCAUCCGGCUGCGGAUCGUGGAGCUGGCCCAGCUGGGCAUCCGGCCCUGCGACAUCAGCCGCCAGCUCCGCGUCUCCCACGGCUGCGUCAGCAAGAUCCUGGCCCGCUACAACGAGACCGGCUCCAUCCUGCCCGGGGCCAUCGGCGGCAGCAAGCCGCGGGUCACCACCCCCAACGUGGUCAAGCACAUCCGCGACUACAAGCAGGGCGACCCCGGCAUCUUCGCCUGGGAGAUC
Molecule: messenger RNA, 264 nt
Organism: Nipponia nippon (crested ibis)
Lineage: Eukaryota; Metazoa; Chordata; Aves; Pelecaniformes; Threskiornithidae
Source: RefSeq, a predicted model, not a curated record